AUGUAUUCAAAACGACAACAAUUACCUUUGACAAUACCUAAUUGGAUGAAAAAAGAUGCUAAAGCAAAAAAAUUUACACCUGAUCUGGGUUUAUUGUCAACUGAUACAAGACAAAAUAUUAUGUUAAGUCGACAAUAUUUUUCUGAUAUGGUUAAUUUAACCGGUGAACAUCAUCGUAAAAUUGCUCAAUGUGAUUUUGAAAAAAAUAAAUUUAUUAAAAAUCAACGAACAAAAGCAGAAAAAAUAAUGCCUGGUCUUUUACCAUAUAUUGAACCAUUAAUAAAUGAUAAAUCUCAAGAUACAUUAUCAAAACAUAGAUUAAGUAAAAAUGAACAAUUCACAAGUUCAUCAUUUCAAUCAUUUACAUCAAAUUCAACUAAGAAAUCUGAAUUAACAUUUUCACGAGAACAAUCAAGUAAAAAAGAUAAACUACCACAAAUUAUCUCACCGAAAUAUUCUAAUCAACAACAAAAAUCAUCUGAACGUACAUAUCGUUUAAAUCAAUCAAAAAAUAAUCAUCGAAAUUCAACAAAACAAAAUCAUGUUCGUUCAAAUACUCUUGCACCAUUAACUGUUCAUGAUUUAUUUGGUGAUCUGGAUAUUGACGAUGAUUAUGAUAAUGAAUAUAAUUAUGAUUCUUUUUUAUCUGAAAAAUCUCAAAGUGCAACAAAAGAUCGACGUUUUCAACGAUUGAUUCAUGUAUUUUCUGAAGUAUAUGAACGUGAACCAACAAAUUUAAAAACAGUUAAAAGUAUAAUUCAAUCGAAUUCAUCUUUACAAAAUGUUGAAAAACAAAAACAACAAAUUUCAAAUUCAAUUAAACUUGAAAAUCAUCAACAAAUACUUUCUGAUGAAUCUUAUAAUAAAACAGAUAUGUAUCAAACUGAUGUAGCUGCAUGA
Messenger RNA from Rotaria sordida, 900 nucleotides. Lineage: Eukaryota; Metazoa; Rotifera; Eurotatoria; Philodinida; Philodinidae. The record is from the annotation of a GenBank genome assembly.